Molecule: messenger RNA, 3240 nt
Organism: Melospiza melodia melodia
Lineage: Eukaryota; Metazoa; Chordata; Aves; Passeriformes; Passerellidae
Gene: ERFE
Product: erythroferrone
Exons: 6
Coding region: 1-852 (283 amino acids)
Molecular function (GO): hormone activity
Source: RefSeq, a predicted model, not a curated record
AUGCGGCUGCCGGGGCUGUGCCUGGCGCUGCUCUGCGCCGCCGGCACCGGCACCGAAGCGCCGCGGGCAGCCCGGGAGCGGCCGCUGGCCCCGGAGCAUGGGCAGCCCGGCGCGGCCCGCGUGGAUCCCCGGCAGGCCUGGAUGCUGCUGGCCGGGAGCCCCGGGAGGAACAGCGGCGAGCGCGGCCGCGGCGGCUCCGGGGCUCUCACGGCCCCAGCGGGCCCCGGCACCCCGGGGAAACCAACCGCGGGAGCCGGGGCUGGCCCGGCCGUGCCCGAGGAGCUGCUGAGGGAGCUGCAGCUCCUGCUCAGAGGCACGGCAAAGCUGUGCAGGACAGCUGGGGAAGGGUCUAAGGAGGAGGAAAGCAGCGAAGGCAGCGCCCAGCGUCUUGUGGGAGCAGCCUUCCAUUGCCAAACGCGUGCAGACCUCGCUGUGGAGCAGAAGACGUGGCUGGAGCUGGGGCAGUUCUACAUUCCUGAGAGGGAGGAGAUGUUCCAGCGUGGCCCGGGGCUGAACCUGACCAGCGGGCAGUACACAGCCCCCCUUGCGGGAUUCUACACCUUCAGCAGCACGCUGCACAUCGCGCGCAGGGAGCCGCGGAGGAAGAGGCAGGGAUGCCGCGGGAGCCGCCUGCGGGUGCUGAUCUGUGUGCAGUCCCGCUGCCAGCACAACAGCCAUCUGGAGAGCAUAUCCCAGCUGGAGAGCAGCGGGGAGCUUUUCACCAUCUCUGUCACAGGCACCCUUUACCUGCAGGCUGGGCAGCAUGCCUCUGUUUUUGUGGACAACACGGCAGGCUCUCCCCUCACCGUUCAAAGUGGCUCCGAUUUCAGUGCUGUGCUGCUGGGAGUGUGAAGAGGCUGGACCACGCUGAACUUGUGCCAGGAGCAGCCAGACCCUUCCCUCUGCCAGCCACCAUUGUGCCUCCCCUGCUCAGCACCAAGCCCAAGGAAGAGCAUUUGCUCAUGCAGGGAGCUGCAGUCUGGUCUGAUACUGCUCAUGCUGAAGAUGGACAAAAGAUCAUGAAGGUGAUGAUGAUGAUGAUGAUGAUAGUAAUAAAGCAGCCUGAGCAGGACCUAAAGGCAUUCACUUUUACCUAAAGGCUAGGCCUAGAAGUUUAUCUUGGGAAACACUGCUGGCAGUGGCAGCAGAUGGCUGCCCAGGGCUCAGCUCCCACCGUGAUGGUACAAAGCCCCACAUGUCCAUUAUUUUCCUUGGUGGACUUCCCUUCCCUGCCCAGACUCAGUCUCGGCAGCCCAGGCCAGAUUCUGCAUUGCUUUAGCCCCUGCAGUGUGUGAGCAGGGGCUUUGCUGGAGCCAACAUCCUUCACACCAAUCAUCAAAGCAAAGUCCCAACAAUGCCACACGUUGGAUUAAAGCAAAUUCCUGCCCUUGGCUUUGCAGAGCAGGCACUCCCUGGCUGUGGCAGCCCAGAUAGAGCCCAGCUCUGUGCUCUGGCUGUGAUAGCUCAGCAGGGCACAGCCUGUGUGACCCAGCCGGGGCAGCACCAGGAAGGGUGAACACUUCAUUUCCCAGUAGUGCUCAGGACUGGGCAAGUGGUGCCAGCAGCACUGCAAGAUAGCCUCAGCUAACAGCCCCACCUUCUCCAUGGAUGUCCCUGCCCCUCUCCCCGGGCUGCAUCUCCUUGAGGAGCCUGCUGAAGGAGCUGUUAAUGCAGCAGUUCAUGGGUAGGGGUGUUUGGGUCUGGAAAAAGGGGCAGCUGAGAAGGGAAAGCAAAUUGCCUUUCUGAAAUUUGCCAUCAGGGUUUAUUUUGCCACAAACAGAAGAGAAGCAACUCCAUGCUGCUCUGUCUGGGCUCUCCAAAUUUGCCUUUCAAGAGCAGAAAACAGGAGAGUGUGCUGCUAACAAAGGCAUCCCCUCUCAGCUCAUCCUGCACUGCAGCCUCACAUCAAAAUACACAGGAAUGGCUGGGAGCAGAACAAGCUGGCAGAGGAUUCACCAGCACUACCCAAAAUCUGUGCCAGAGGGCCACUUCCUUCCUCAGUGCUCUGCAGGAGAUGCAGAGAGUCAGGGCGCACCCUCAGACUAAGCCCAUGAAGUGUAACUCACUACUGCUGGAGCAGAAAUAGGAGAUGGCCAAGCCACCUGUCCCAAACAGCCCAGGAGCUGGGACAAAUCCCAAAGUUCCAGGGAUACAGAAAACAGAAAGGAGCCAGGGAAGCUCCUGCACCACCCUGCCCUUGUCCCCUUCCCUGGGACUGCAGCUGGGCCUCAUCAGAGCAAGGAGGCAACCACAAUGCACAGCCCUCAGCCCCCUCACACACAGGGUGGGAAAUUGGAAACUUCAGGGCUUAGGUAGCCCAAUCCAUUUAGCUUUCAUUCUGUCACUUGGUCUUAGGCCAAAUUUUCUCUGGAAAACAGCACACUGACUGCAGCAACAGCUGGCAGAGGCACUGAGACAGGAUGAGACACCAGACACUAAUUAGUACCUAAAACCUGAGAUGCCUUCUCCUCAGACAGCACAGACAAGCACAGAGCCUGCCUGCAGCUCAGCUGCCUUUUCACCAAGCCCAUUUGGUGCAAACACUUCUUCCAAAAAACAUCAGGGGCAAAUUCCAGCCACUUUUUCCAUACCAACUUUGGGGUAAAACUCCUGCAAGCACAGGGCAGGUAUGCUGCUGCUUUGCAAGGGCUGUUUGUGUCCCUCAGCUGCAGGCAACCUCACAGCCCAGCUUCAGAGCCAGGUUUCCUACCCAGUGUGAAGGACAGCACAUAUCACAUCCCAAACUGGAUUUCACAGUCUGUAUGGUACACUCUGUGUGAGUCCUGGAACUCUGCUCUCCCAGGGUCUUGCACAAAGCUCAAGGAUGUGGACAGCAGAACUGUCCCAAUAAAAAGCUGGCAGAGCUGAUGGCCCCAGAUCUGUUCUGGCAGCACCCCUGUCCAGUGAAUUCACUGCAUUUGCAGAGACAUUCAACCCUAGCACUGAGAUAACCCUGUAGGAAAGGCAUUUUGUGCUCUUCUUGUGAGCCAGCAAAGGCUUCCUAAAGAUAAGGAAAGCCUUCUAUCUCUCUCGAGGAAAACACCAAGGCCGUGACCAUGGUGACACAAUGGAGGAGAGAAAGUUAAAAGAUACAGACUUUAGCUGGCUCACAAAAUGAAGGGGCUCCUUGUUCACCUAUUGAGAACUUUGUUUCUUUCUCAUGACCAGCUGGCAGUGAAUGUGUCUGUUAAGUAAAUGUAAAUAUCUUGACAAACUAUAAAAGCAACAUGUUGCAGUAAU